Molecule: messenger RNA, 1207 nt
Organism: Wasmannia auropunctata (little fire ant)
Lineage: Eukaryota; Metazoa; Arthropoda; Insecta; Hymenoptera; Formicidae
Exons: 1
Coding region: 233-934 (233 amino acids)
Source: RefSeq, a predicted model, not a curated record
GUAGGAGAACGUUGGAAUACUUCAACAAGUGCUGUUUGACCGCGACCACGAAGAAAUAUUGUAUUUAUCGUUAGCGCACUCUUAACGAUAUCGAGACUCGAUGGUGUUUGACGAGUGACUUAGCGACGAAUCCUGAAUAGCAAGCUAUAAAAGACUUGCUUCAACUUUCCGAGCUAUUAGUCGGCAAUUGGGAACUGUACUCUCUGUACCAUACGGAAAAUCCGCGAUACAAAUGGAACGCUUCAGCAUCAUCCUCUACAGCCUCUGCUCUCUCGCGAUCCUGGCAGGAUCAACGCCCGCAGGAUCGUCAACGAUUGAAACUUUGUGGGACAGCAUACAUGACGUAAGAGAUGUCAAGAAUAAUCACGCAGAUCUGAAGCAGAACAAUACUAAAUAUCCCUUGAUCGAUAAAAAUCCCGUGAUGACUGCUACCCAGGUUGGAGAACACGCAAAAAAUCAAUCAUCUUUGAAUAACGCAUCAAAUACAUCGAACACAACUUCAACUGGCAACUUUUCAAGCAGCUUUAUCAAGGAUACGCAGCACUCAAGACGUAAUGACGAUCGAGAGGACGAUGCGUAUCACAAAGAGGGACCAUCUGUAGGUUUGUCGUCGCACGAUAUCCUACUAGAUCCCGAUGGUUUGAUACCGGCUCGUUUAAGUCGCCAAGCUGAAAAAGGCGACGCGAAUUAUUCGACCCUCGCAUCGAUCGACAACAUAUCGAGCCAUGUCAAGUUUAACAACGAUGUUGUUCCGCCGAAACGGAAUCCGAGUUACGAGGGGGAUCUCCGUGUGGCUGAAGAUAGAUAUCCGCCUCCGUAUCCGUAUUGGAAUCCAUAUUACCGAGGAUCAUUUCCGAAUCAAAGAUAUCGAGCGAAUGACAGGAGGGAGCCUUAUCGUAACUAUUGGAGAUAUCCUGUAUUUCCAGGGAAAUAAAUCUAAAAGUUUCUGAGAUUUUUUCUUUCUCCUCUCUUUGAGGGGAAAUUAGAUUUGCAUAGCCAGAUUUAUGUAAGUAGAUCUUGGAAAAAUAGUGAUGAAAAAUAUUCCUGAUGAAAAAAGACAGAGAAAUGUAUUAAUAAAUAAUCUUAAACUUAUAAUAAAACUUUAGAUUGUAAUUUCUUGAGAAGAGAUUGCUCCUGAAAUAUUUUUAACAACAUUUUAUAAUUAAAAUUACAUUUUUAUCAAUAAAAAUUAAUGUUUGCAAUUAAA